AUAGGGGAGGGGUGAAUGUUUCUCAGAGGAAACAACGUUACGCGAGUUCAUUCUUUCGGCUCCAUUCAUUGUAUUCUAAGAUGGGAAGCGCAGAAUAGUCAGUGCACUGGUUUGCUUUUUCUUUCUUUUCUUUCUUUCUAGGAAUGGUACAUCCCAAGCUAACGGAAAGGGCGGGGCCUACCCCGGAAGCGGGAAGUGCGAGGCUGUGGGAAGGAGCCAUGGCGGUCCCUUGCGCCUUGGUCGCCGGCUGCGAGGCCGGGUUCCCCGGGGAGGAGCUGGUCAAACGUAUCAUCGGGAAGGAAGAGCUUCCAGAGAACGUUUCCACAGACAUCGGAGCCCGGUUGUAUCCGUGGACGAUAGACAACAAAUACUACUCGGCCCCCAUCCACUUCUGCGUCGUAGAAAAUAGGUUCCUUGUGACGGCGGAAAUUGCUGAGGCCGUGCAGGCUUUCUUGGCUUAUUUUGACAGCACCACGAUAUCUGGACUGGAUAGCAUCUCUUCGUGGCUUCCUCUCGUAGAAGAGUGGCUUCCUGAAGUGAUGAUUUUGGUCUGUGACAGAGUCUCUGAGAAUGGUGUAAGUCGGCAAAAGGCCCAAGAGUGGUGCAUCCGGCACGGCUUUGAGUUGGUGGAACUUAAUCCAGAAGAGCUGCCUGACGAAGAUGAUGACUUCCCAGAAUCGACAGGAGUGAAACGAAUCAUUCAAGCCUUAAAUGCCAACGUCUGGUCCAACGUGGAGAUGAAAAGCGAUCUCAACCAGGGCUUUGGCUUUCUUCCUGCCUUAGCAGGUGCAAACCGCAGGCUUCGCUCGGAAGGAAAUGAAUCUCCAGAACCCCAUCCCUUGCCGGCCGAGAGUGUGGACUCCGCUGUUGACAGAGGAGAAGAUGCCGCGGAGACGGAAGGCGAGCAGAGAGGCCUCGUUGCUGCCGACCCCGUGCUGGACAUGGAUAUCCAAGAGCUCGCCAACCUCACUGCAGGAGAAGGAGACCUGGAGAACUUUGAGCGCCUCUUCUCCAAGCUGAAGGAGAUGAAAGAGAAAGCAGCGACAUUGCCUCAUGAACAGAGAAAGCUGCACGCCGAAAAGGUGGCGAAAGCCUUCUGGAUGGCUAUUGGAGGAGACAGAGACGAGAUCGAGGGCCUGUCUUCGGACGAGGACAACUAGGGCACGAGGGAUGCCUGGGCUGAGGAAUGGCUCUGGGUUGUUCUGCUGCAAACACCACCAGGUUGUUGGCUGCAGUCGCCGUUUUUUCCCCUUUGACAAAAGGCAUCGUUUUUUGAGACUUGAAAGAAGGCUGCUCUUUCAGCAUGUGGUUGCUGCUGCUCUGGAAAUGUGAUGGCUGUCGGCUUGCUGAGUGCGUUUGUGAGGAGACCCGUUCUGGCCGUCCUUGGGAAGCCAACCAGGGCCCAGCCCCAAUGAAAAGGCCUGCCUAGAAACCCUCUCUGUUUUACUUUCUACUUUGUGAGCCGCUCAUUUGUCUUCAUUUCAAAAUCCUGGGAGGGAUGGAGCGGAUGGGAACUCUCAGCAGUAACUUUGGGGUGGAAUAGAGAAGAUGGGGUUGCCCACAAGUGUACUUUGCACAAGAAAAACAGUAUAUUGAUGCUCAUCUUUUGUGUUGUCAAAGGCUUUCAUGGCCGGGAUCACAGGGUUGUUGUAUGUUUUCUGGGCUGUCUGGCCAUGUUCCAGAAGCAUUCUCUCCUGACGUUUCGCCCACAACUAUGGCAGGCAUCCCCAGAGGUUGUGAGGUAUCUGGAGAAACUCAGCAAGAAAGGUUUAUAUAUAUCUGUGGAAAGUCCAGGGUGAGGGAAGAACUCUUGUCAGUUGGAGGCCAGCGUGAAUGUUGUAGUUAAUCACCUCAAUUAGCAUUGAAUAGCUUCAUCCACUGGCUACUUUCUGCCUGUGGACUUUCCACAGAUAUAUAUAAACCUUCCUUGCUUAGUUUCUCCAUACCUCACAACCUCUGAGGAUGCCUGCCAUAGAUGUGGGCAAAACGUCAGGAGAUAAUGCUUCUAGAACAUGGCCAUACAGCCUAGAGAACAUACAACAACCCUCUAAUCUUUUGUUUUGUAUACUAACCAGCCUAGUGUGGUUGUUGCAGACAAGAAGAAAAAAAUACAUGCUUUUCAAGUGUCCCUGUUUGCCACCUCUGUCGGUAGCUAGGAAGGAAAUGAUAGCGAUAACAAAUGGAAGGGGAAAAGCAUUACUCCUGAGUUGUUUAUAAACCCAGAUUAUUUAUCCCUGUGAGGCUGGACUUUGGGGUACCAAACUCUCUCUAAGUUGGUCACAGUUGUGCUUUAUUGGGGGACCGGAUGCCGUGAAACUGCAAGUUGAAAGCCGUUCUACCCUUCUUGGGAUCUUUCUUCUCAAAAGUGUUCUGCGCAAGGAAGAAACGGACACGGGAUUGGGCUGUCUUGACCGUUUGGAAUGAAUGAAUGUAAUGCGUAAUGUCCACAACUUUAAUCAGGCCUGCACAACUUGGCAAUAGUAAAUCACAAAAGGCUAACUCGC
Messenger RNA from Anolis carolinensis (green anole), 2504 nucleotides. RefSeq names its product alpha and gamma adaptin binding protein (gene aagab). Lineage: Eukaryota; Metazoa; Chordata; Lepidosauria; Squamata; Anolidae. The transcript is spliced from 10 exons. The record is from RefSeq and is a predicted model, not a curated record. The coding region runs from base 144 to 1160 and encodes 338 amino acids.